AUGGUGGAUGAAAAUAAUGAUAAUGUUAUUGAAACGAUCACCACCCCAACAUUUUUCACUUCACCAAUUCUAUCAAAAUUACCAACAUUUUUCACUUCGCCAAUACUAUCAAGAUUACCAACAUUGCUAUCAUCACCGACAUUAUCAAGAUCACCAAUUAUAACAUCAAAUCAAUCGCAAAUUAAAAAAUUUACCGUGGAAGAUUAUCCCAUGAAGCUUAUUAACUCAAAAUCAGUUAAAGAUUCUGCUUUGUACAUACGGAAACCAUUAAAGUGGCAUGAGUACUUGGGAUCAGAGGAAUGGACUUUUGUUACUUUUGGAUGUCUGUUUACCAUGAAUGCAUUGGUAUUUUUGAGUUGUCAAUGGAGCGUACAAGCAAGAGCAUUUUUUACUUGUGUAAAGGCUAAAGCGAUUAAAAUAAUUCCUGCGCUGCAUAAAGGAAAAGGAGACUUGUGUGAUCUUUAUCAUGCAGAUAACGGGGAAAUAUCUUUUACUUUUCAAAAGAAAAAAUAUGUUUGGGAUCCUGAUAAAAAAAUUUUUAAUAAAUUAAGCUAUCCUUGUGACGGAAAUCCUCCAAUUUCAAUUUUUGAUAUACCUAUACCAACUUUUCGUGAACUAUUUAAAGAACACGCUGUUGCUCCUUUCUUCGUUUUUCAACUAUUUUGUGUUGGAUUAUGGUUAAUCGAUGAUUAUUGGUAUUAUUCAUUAUUUACACUAUUCAUGUUGGUUGUAUUUGAGUCCACGGUUGUUUUUCAGAGAUUAAAAACUUUGGCCGAGUUUCGAACAAUGUCUAUCAAACCUUAUUCUAUUCAAGUUAGACGUAACAACACAUGGAUUACAAUUAAUUCAGAUGAAGUUUUACCGGGUGAUCUGGUAUCUGUUGUUCGUAGUAAGGAAGAUAGCGGAAUUGCUUGUGACAUGGUACUUUUGAAUGGUAGUUGUAUCGUGAAUGAAGCUAUGCUUUCAGGUGAAUCAACACCGUUAUUGAAGGAAUCAAUAGCACUUCGUGAUAGCAGCGAUCAUUUAGAUAUGAAUGGCAUUGACAAGAAUAGUAUAAUAUUUGGUGGUACCAAAAUUCUUCAGGUCACUCCACCGUCACCUGAUGAUUCAUUAACAGCCCCUGAUAAUGGAUGUAUUGCAUAUGUCAUUCGUACUGGGUUUGGCACUGUUCAAGGGAAACUCGUACGCACAAUGGUAUACAGCACAGAGCACGUAUCUGCCAAUAAUAUAGAAACAUUUUUAUUUAUAUUAUUCUUGUUGGUUUUUGCAAUUUCAGCUGCUGGAUACGUGUGCGUUAAAGGUGUUGAAAAAAAUCGCAAGAAAACAAAAUUAUUAUAUGAUUCUAUUAUAAUUAUAACAUCAGUUGUACCACCAGAAUUGCCCAUGGAAUUAUCUUUGGCUGUUAACACGUCUUUGGUAGCAUUGGCAAAAUAUGCAAUAUAUUGUACUGAGCCAUUUAGAAUUCCAUUUGCUGGAAAACUUGAUGUUUGUGCAUUUGAUAAAACGGGAACUUUGACUGGUGAAAGUCUUGUUGUAAGAGGAAUAGCUGGUAUUCAUCCUAAUGAUCCAAAGGAAUUAACUGAUCCAAAAGAUGCUUUAAGAGAGACUAUUCAAACCUUAGCUGCUGCACAUGCAUUGGUUAAGUUAGAUGAUGGAAUCGUUGGUGAUCCUAUGGAAAAAGCAACUUUAGAGGCAUUAGAUUGGAAGCUUGGAAAUGGUGAUACUGUUAUACCUGCAAAUAAUCAAUCUCAACGGUUUCAACAACGUUCCCAACUACAAAUUUGUCGGCGAUUUCAAUUUUCAUCAAAACUUAAACGUAUGUCAAGUAUUUCAACAUUGAAUAUAAAUCGUGGUAAAAAGACUUUUGUUGCAGUCAAAGGAGCACCUGAAACUCUUCAUAGCAUGUAUGAAUAUGCACCUGAUGAUUACGAGGAUACUUAUAAAUUCUUUACACGACGGGGCAAUAGAGUGUUAGCGUUAGGAUAUAAAUAUUUAAAUGAUAACAUGAGUAUUAAAGAGGUUAAUGACCUCACACGUGAAUCAGUUGAAUGUGACCUUAAAUUUGCAGGAUUUCUUAUUUUUGAUUGUCCAUUAAAAGAUGAUGCAAUUUCAACCAUUAAAGUGUUAAAUGAAUCUUCACACAGGGUUAUUAUGAUUACUGGUGAUAAUCCUUUGACAGCAUGUCAUGUUGCUCGCGAAGUUGAAAUCAUUAAUCGUGAAGUAUUAAUUUUGGAUCUUCGUAAAGAUGAAGCUAGCGAUGAUGUUGAUCCUUUAAAGGACAUUGAUCCAACAAUACUUCAAAAUUAUGAUAUAUGUGUGACAGGAGCAGCAUUAGCGCAAUUUGAAAAUAGAAAAUCAGUAAAAGACUUACUAGAACACACAUGGGUUUAUGCAAGGGUUUCACCUGGUCAAAAGGAAUUUAUAUUAACUGGACUUAAACAAGCAGGAUAUAUAACAUUGAUGUGUGGUGAUGGUACAAACGAUGUUGGUGCAUUGAAACAAGCGCACGUUGGAGUAGCACUUCUUGAUGGUAAACCAGAAGAUCUUAGAAAAAUAGCUGAACAUCAACGAAUGCAACGAUUAAAAGAUAUGUAUGAAAAUCAGUUAAAAUUCACAGCCAAAUUUAAUAUGCCGCCGCCGCCGCCACCACCAGCAAUUGCACAUUUAUAUCCAAACAUAACACAACAACUUCAACAAAACACUAAUAAUAGAAGACCAAAUCUACCGCAGGCACAGGUUGAUAAUAUUACAGAACAGCUUCUUGAUAUGGAAGAUGAACCGCCUACCAUAAAAUUGGGGGAUGCAUCAGUAGCGGCACCAUUCACAUCUAAACUUUCUAAUGUUGUAGCCAUUGCAAAUAUUAUUAGACAAGGAAGAUGUACAUUGGUUGCUACAAUUCAAAUGUAUAAAAUUCUGGCAUUGAAUUGUUUAAUAACAGCAUAUAGUCUUAGUGUUUUAUAUUUGGAAGGAAUUAAAUAUGGUGAUUUACAAGUAACAAUUUCAGGAGUUUUGCUUGCAGUAUGUUUCCUUUGUAUAUCAAAAGCCAAGCCUCUUGAAAAUUUAUCUAAACAACGACCUCAAACCAAUGUAUUCAACUUUUAUAUUAUUUUAUCAAUUCUCGGACAAUUCGCUAUUCAUAUAGCCUCUUUAAUAUACGUUGUUGAGCUGGUAUUUCGUUACGAGGAACGUGUGGAAUUUGAUCCAGAUCAAGAAUCUGAUCCAGAAAAAGAAUUUGAACCGACAUUGCUUAAUACAGCAGUAUAUUUGAUAUCACUAUCAAUGCAAGUUUCUACAUUUGCUAUCAAUUAUCAGAAUACAACAUUGUAUUAUGGAUUGUGUACAGUUGCUGCCAUAGUUGUCUCUUGUGCCACAGAGUUUGUACCUGAAGUUAAUAGUAUGUUACAACUUGUACCUAUGAGUAAAGAGCGUGGCUAG
Molecule: messenger RNA, 3435 nt
Organism: Entrophospora sp. SA101
Lineage: Eukaryota; Fungi; Glomeromycota; Glomeromycetes; Entrophosporales; Entrophosporaceae
Source: the annotation of a GenBank genome assembly